Molecule: messenger RNA, 1664 nt
Organism: Chelonoidis abingdonii (Abingdon island giant tortoise)
Lineage: Eukaryota; Metazoa; Chordata; Testudines; Testudinidae
Gene: DHRS1
Product: dehydrogenase/reductase 1
Source: RefSeq, a predicted model, not a curated record
UAAACCGGGCUGCAGCGGCCGCGGCUCUCCCCAGCUUGCGGUACAGCCGCACCGACUCUCAGCCGACUCCCGGUAGCGCCCUCCCGCGCCGGCGGCGGCAUGUCCAGCGGCGGGCGGCUCGCGGGCCGGGUGUGCCUGGUGACCGGCGCCUCGCGGGGCCUAGGGAAGGGGAUCGCGCUGCAGCUGUCGGAGGCGGGCGCCACCGUGUACAUCACGGCCCGGCAGCGGGAGCCGCUGCUUCGGGCGGCGGAGGAGGUGUCGGCCCGGGGCGGGCGCUGCGUGCCUGUGGUGUGCGACUCGUCGCGGGAGGAGGAGGUGGCGGCGCUGUUCGAGCGGCUGCAGCAGGCGGAGGGCGGGCGACUGGACGUGCUGGUGACCAACGCCUUCUCCGGGGUCGAUGCCAUCGGCGCCCAGCAGGGGCUGCCCUUCUGGGAGAGCCCGGCUGCCUUCUGGGACCAGAUCAACAAUGCAGGCCUGCGGGGCCACUACAUCUGUGCCCGUUAUGCUGCCCGCCUCAUGGUGCCAGCCGGGCACGGCCUCAUCGUCAUCAUCUCCUCGCCUGGCGGUCUGCGCUACAUGUUCAACGUGCCCUAUGGCGUGGGCAAGGCUGCCUGUGACCGCCUGGCUGCCGACUGUGCCAUCGAGCUGCGCCCCUACAGUGUGGCCUGCGUGGCACUGUGGCCUGGCCUCGUCCGCACUGAGGCGGUGCUGAGGGAAGCGGAGGGCUCAGGCCCGUGGUAUGUGCAUCUGCAGAAGAUGAUUGGCAAUUCGGAGAGCCCCGAAGUGAGCGGCAAGUGCAUAGUGGGCCUGGCGUGCGAUCCCGCCAUCAUGUGCCUCAGUGGCAAGGUGCUGCUCACCCCAGACCUCGCCUGCCGCUACCGCUUCCGUGAUGUGGAUGGGAAACCCGUCUACAACUACGUAUCAGUGCGCAAUAUUCUCAUGAUGCUGAUGCCAGGGCUGACCUGCCUCUUCCGUCUCAUCCCAGAGUGCGUCAGCAUACCCAAAUGGGCUCUCGCACUUUACUCCAGCAAAUUCAGUGUCUACCCACCCCUGCAGCCAGCCCUCAAACCUGGAAAAAAUGUUUGAUAAAUUCAUAAUAAAAAAUGUGCCCAUGAUGGUUUUUAAUUUUCUGUUUCUUCAUUGCUUUCUGAAAAUAUGUGUUGGUGUUGAAACUUUCCCCCUGGUGCCCAGGGAGUCUUCAAAAAUCCUCAAAGCUGGCUUUCCCCAGAGCUUAUUCCUUUUUGGUGAGGGACACUCCCUGAUUUGGAUAUUCAUUUUAAGGUGGUAUUUAUAAUCUCUCCCUCUGGGGAUGAAGGGUUUGGUUGAGUGUUUCAGUGAGCCUUUGAAAUCGUCUUUGAAGUUUUGCAAUAAUUCCUGCCUUCGUUUGCCCCUCAUGGCCAAAGAGCAGCUAUUCAUGCUAGUUCCCCAUAAUGUAAAGACUAUAGAACUUUUAUUUAGUGUACAACCGCUUAUCAAUGUCCUGGAAAAUUUUAAAUUCAGAUUUAAUCCUUUGCUGUAUAAGAGUUUUUCAUUAGAAUGCUUUGGAUACCCAUAGAUUUUGGAACAAAUUUAUCAGCUGUAACACAUGUAGUUCCAGGACAUCUUUGUUUAUCAGAAGAGUUCUUACAGUACAUAAUAAAAUGGAUUAUGUCCUGGUUUCAGUA